AUGGAAGGGGAUCAGAACCAGCACAAGAAAUUCGUGUGCAAGUUUUGCAACAGGAGAUUCCAAUGUGGGAAGUCACUUGGUGGUCACAUCAGGACUCAUUUGAACAAGAAACCAACUCGAGAAAAGGAACAGGAGGUGGUCGUGGUCGAAGAAGACGAGUUUGCUAGAGUUACUAGGACGGCAAAGCUUUUGACAUUGGAUUCCGGGCCAGAAGGGCAAUCCGGUUACCGUCUCCGGGAGAAUCCCAAGAAGUCUUGGAGGUUUUCGGAUCACAAAGUCCCGAGCUUUCAGUUGCAGCAGAUGAAAGUGUGCAAAGAAUGUGGGAAAGGUUUCAUGUCGCUGAAAGCAUUGUGUGGUCACAUGGCUUGUCACUCUGGUGACAAGGAGAGGAAGCUUGAAGAGAUUGAGGAGUUUUCCGAGACUAGUGAGAAGCAUAAGCUAGUGAUGGAUAGUCAGUCUGAUACUGAGACCUCAUCAGCUCCAACAAAGCAGAGGAGGGUGUCAAAGAGAUUGAGGGAGAGCAGCAACUUUGAAGUUCAUGGUGGUUGUUCAUCUGGUUCUGGAGUUGAGCAAGAGCAGCAGGAAGUGGCUAUUAGUUUGAUGAUGUUGUCUCGUGAUUCGGGUUAUAAAGGGGGUUUGAAUUCGUUUGGUGAGUCUUCAGAUAACAAUUCAGUGAUUUUGGAGGGUAAGUCAUCUUCUAUUGAUAUGAGAAUUAGUACUAAGAGAGGUCUGAGUUAUGGUGCUAAAGUGAGUGAUGUUAUGGACUUGAAGAGAGUUAGAGAGAAAAAGUUGAAGUAUGAGGAGGUUACUGUUUCUGACAAUUCUGAUUCUGGGUACCAUAUACAUGAGCCCAAGAGGGUUGAAUCAGAUGUUUCUGUAGAUGGGUUUGUGAGGAAGGGUGAGUUUAAGAAGUACAGAGCUGAAUUCGGAUCCGGGUUUGGGGGAUAUGAGACCUAUGAUGUUAAAUCAAGAAGGGGGUUUGGCAUCAAGUCUGAAAUGGUGAAGGAAUUGGCAAAGGAAGAAGAAACUUAUGAACUAGUAGAUAGGAGUUCUUCAAAGUAUGCAUUGAGAAAAUCCAUUAAGAAUGGCUUUCACAGACCAUUUACUAGUGGCUCUUCCAGUGUUGAAGUCUACAAGAAUGUUAAAAAGAGCAGCAAAUGUGAGUGCUUGACUUGUAACAAGACCUUCCAUUCUCAUAGAGCUCUUGGGGGUCAUAGAGCAAGUCAUACAAAGAGUAAUGGCUACUAUGAAUCUAUGUAUGAGAGUGGAGAAAACAGCAUAGACAGUGAUGAGUCUCCUAUUCCAACACCUCAGAGUAAGCAUGUUGAGGACAAUAAGCCUUACAAAGGCAAAACCCCAAUUAACCAGGACUUGGGUGCAAAGAGAAACUCAGGGUCUAAGAGAAGCAAGGGGCAUGAGUGCCCAUUCUGCUUCAAGGUUUUCAAGUCAGGCCAAGCCUUAGGUGGUCACAAAAGGUCCCAUUUUGUUGGAGGAUGUGAAGUCAAAACUGUAGUACUUGGACAAGAGCACCAGCAGCAGGAACACGAAGAAGAAGAAGAAGAUGACGAAGAAGAAGAAGAACAUGAACUUGAAGUCCCUGAAAAUGAGGCUGAUAUCCCUACACUAUUUGAUCUUAACCUUCCAGCUCCUAUGGAGGAAGAAGCAACUGGGAGCUUUGAGUACAUGUCAUGGUAG
Molecule: messenger RNA, 1695 nt
Organism: Fragaria vesca subsp. vesca
Lineage: Eukaryota; Viridiplantae; Streptophyta; Magnoliopsida; Rosales; Rosaceae
Exons: 1
Coding region: 1-1695 (564 amino acids)
Source: RefSeq, a predicted model, not a curated record